This is a messenger RNA of Toxorhynchites rutilus septentrionalis, 1305 nucleotides long. Its product is annotated as regucalcin-like. NCBI's taxonomy places the organism in Eukaryota, Metazoa, Arthropoda, Insecta, Diptera, Culicidae. The record is from RefSeq and is a predicted model, not a curated record. Gene Ontology annotation, molecular function: gluconolactonase activity; calcium ion binding. The coding region runs from base 141 to 1157 and encodes 338 amino acids. Gene Ontology annotation, biological process: L-ascorbic acid biosynthetic process. The transcript has 4 exons.
CUUAAAAUUCAGUUUUGCUCGAGCUAGCAGGUCGACCGCAUGUUGGAUUGAUUGAACAAGCGCGGUUAAUUUGUCGCAUCGAUUAUCUUUUCUACGCGGUUGGGUGUUGUGCAACGAUAACGGAUUGAUACAACGAAGAGAUGCUGCACCAAAGUGACAAAAUGAUGAAGCUCAUAUCAGUUGUGGUUUGGCUUUUAAUGACGUUGGAAGGUCUUAAUUCACAGAUGGCUGCCAAAUAUAAGGUCGAGCAGCUUCCGGGUCCACUGUGUCAGCUCGGAGAGGGUCCGGUAUGGGAUGCAGCCACGCGGAGUGUUUUCUACGUAGAUAUCAAUGGAGCGGCCAUUCUUCGCUAUGAUUAUGCUGACAAUAAAACCUACAGUGCCACGAUUGAUGGCAUCUCGCCCAUUUCCCCGAUCAUCCUCAUCCAGGGCAAGUCGGACCAAUACAUCAUUGGAUCAGGCAAUAAACUGAUUCUGGUUAGCUGGGAUGGGAAGGCCAACAAAGCUACGUUCGUCAAGACCGUAGGUGAUUUGGGAGAUUCGGAGAAGCAUGUACGCUUCAACGAUGGUAAAGUGGAUCCCCGGGGACGUCUCUACGCGGGUACAAUGCGACUCGAAACUCUGGGUGAUAUCUUCGACCAGAAUGAGGGUAAACUCUACCGCUUCGAGGGCAAGGUGGGAGGAAAGUUUUACGAGCAGAAACGAGGCAUCAAUAUCUCUAAUGGGCUCACGUGGGAUGAGCGGACGGGUAAGUUUUACUACAUCGACUCGGGAGCACUGGACGUGAAGGAGUUUGACGUGCUGGAGAACGGCGAUUUGCGCAAUGAAACCAUUUUGGUAGAUUUGAGGGUUGACGGAAAGAGUCCCGGUUUCGUCGCGGAUGGAAUGACCAGCGAUGUAGACGGGAAUCUAUUUGUAGCCACAUGGGGAGGAUCGAAACUUCUGAAGUUGAAUGCAAAGACAAAGAACAUCGAACAGGAAAUUGUUAUUCCCGCUAAACAAGUAACAUCCGCGUCCUUUGGGGGGCCGAAUCUGGAUGAACUGUUUGUGACUACGGCACACACCAACAAUCAGGAGCCGCCCGCUGGUGCGCUCUUCAAGGUCACCGGACUGGGGGUGACAGGAAAGGAGAUGUACAAAAUGGUACUGCAGGAGUGAAUAUUUCUUGCUCAUGAAAAUCCAUCUGUAUGCCAUCUAGAAAAAGAGGAAACUAAAACGCUUAAUUCACUUUGCAAAUAGUCAUUCUGAUCACUUGAAAAAUUUUGAUAUCUAAUCGUUUGUGUAAUAAAAUUUUUAUCGUCUUUGC